Xenopus tropicalis (tropical clawed frog) is the source of this 5727-nucleotide messenger RNA. It is a transcript of the gene strc, whose product is annotated as stereocilin. The coding region runs from base 1 to 5616 and encodes 1871 amino acids. The record is from RefSeq and is a predicted model, not a curated record. Lineage: Eukaryota; Metazoa; Chordata; Amphibia; Anura; Pipidae. The transcript is spliced from 28 exons.
AUGCAUGCUGCCAUUGCCUUGUCAGAGUCACUUCUCUUUCAUGUGCUUAGUGGAAAGUGUAACUUGAGUACUGAGAGUCACCAGCAGGAGAAAAAACAAAACAUUCUAGAGAAAAUUGUUUCCAACUGGAGGUCAAAGCUAAGACAUUCUCUUCCUGUGGCACCUAUUGUAAAAACUGUCCGUAAGCCUUACAGUGAUGUAUACAACUCCCUGGAUAAAAUGUUGGCCAGUUUGGAAUCUCUUUGGAUCAAUCCAGACUCUAUUUCACCAUUUCCUGUUGUUCGCAAAAAUAAAGUGAAACAGAACCGUCUGUCUGAAUUCCUUUACAAUAUUUCGGUUUACUUGCAAAACCAAGAAUCCCAAGAGCAGGAGGCAGAAACUUGGGAGAGCCUCCUUCACCAGCUCUUCCAGGUUCCAGUAGAGAGAUCUCCUACGCUACCACUUGUGAAUCUUCAGGAUUUCCUUGUCUCUCUAAGAGCAAGUCAAAACUGGAGUACACUGUUAAACUUGAUACAGAUCAUUGUUAAGGUGAUCAGUAGCAGCAAUGCUGCUCUCCAGCUUUUAAGCCAGAACUGGGAGAUGAUCACUGGGUUGCUUGAUACUCUGUUUCAAGCUUUGCUUAGUGGAACCCUGACCCAGACUAGUACAGCACUGCAAGGGGUCUUGUGUUCCCUUAUGGGUCACAGUAAUUGUGGCUUUAACCCUAACCAGUUACAGAAGAUUCUGUUGCACUUUGAGGCUAAUAACUGGAAACCAAUAAUAAACAUACAAUCAGGAAGCUCUGCACCAUCACAUGAGAAAUACAGACCACUGAGCAUGCUCCCUGGGUCUUUUAAAGAUAAGCAUCCCAACUUUACCAGAAUAAAUUCAAGCUUGAAUCCACCAGAGGUUCAAAAUGUCUUGGAGAUAUUCUACCGAUCCAGGAAUAAAGAAAAAGAAAUUAAACCUAGUACUUCUAAUGAGGGGCCAGAUUAUGUUGUCUGGAAGGUACUAGAAGACCUGCGCCAAAGCCUCUUGCAAAGAAUGGAAAGGUCUGCCUAUGAUACCUUGAACAGGAAAGUGUCCCGCAUGACAGGAUCACUGAUGAGUAAGGUCUCUUCUGUAAUAGGUGUGCCUCAGUAUGAUAAGAAUGGAAAGUGUUUUGUAGGGAAUAUACAGCAGCUGCUCUUAUGGGGAAUAAAACAUAAUAUUACUUGGAACAUCAAGUCAGUUGAUUUGACAUCCACGAACUUUCCACCUGAUCCUCCAAUUUUCACAUGCAGUAGAUCAGCUGGCAUUCUUGAUCAAAGUGAAGGCAAAGCUCACCAUAUUGAUAAGAGGUCAGAGCUCAGUGUUAAGGAAGAACCUCAUUUUUAUUCAGAAGUUCUGGAGGCUGUAUGUAAUGACACCAUUCCAGGCUUGCCUGGUGUUUCUAACUUUACCAUUUUCCUGUAUUGCAAUAUUUACAAUGAAACUGGGUAUUCAGUUCAGUCUACGUAUGACCUAAAAGCUGCCUGUGCAGAUGCAGCUUGGUACUUGUCCUCAAUGGAAGAAGAUUCAUUUUGGGUGUGGGUGUGCAGAGAAUAUUUUCCACUCGAGUUUAAUGUCACUGUAUGCAGAAAUGCUAGUUUGGUAAGGAGCAGUCUUAGCUCUUCGUUGAUGAGUGAUUUAUGCAGCAAUAUAUCCAGCAGCUCUGAUGCUGUGAGAGAGCUAAGGAACAGUAUCAGGUGCUCUGAUGUGUGGCAGGGAACAUCCAUGAAUCCAAAGACUUUGAAGACUUGCCUUUUUGAAAAUAAAACCAUUUGGGUGGAAAGGUUGUGCAAUAAUGAUACAUUUUCAGCCGUGGCAGAGGAUACCAAAGUUUCCAUUUCAAAGUUCUGUUCCCACCACUCUUUAAAAUCAAAUGAACACAAUAGGACCAUUUCUUCAUGCCAAUAUAAGACAUGGGGCCAAAGUGAAUUCAGAAAUGCCACUUUGGUGGAAGAAUGCAGAGGUAUAAACGUUCAAGAAUUUGUAGAAAAUGUUUGUCAAAAUAUUACACUGUAUGGCUAUUUAAAACCGACUUCUCAAUGGAUUGCUGAAUUCUGUAGGGAAAAAAACUCAUCAGAAGAUGGGAAAUGCUUCCUUCAGAGACUAGCAGACAUGCUUCCACUUUCCAGAAGCUUUGAUUUAUCUCAGCUUUGCAAAAAUCCCAUUUCAUACAUUCUAAGACUUGUCUCUCAGCUCUCUCAGUGUGACAGUGAGUCUGCUGGCUGGGCAUUAAAUGUACAUUACCUCCUGAAGAUCCUGGAUUUUUUGUUUACACUCUCUGACUUGGAUCAGAUAGGUAAGGGAACAAGGGAUAGACUGGGAGAAGCAAUCCUGCUUUCUAGCCUUCUGGAUAAUAGCUCUUUUUGGGCUUCUUUCAAGAUGAAUUCAUCCCUGAGCAUCAUUCAAGAUGUGGAAUGGUACCUGGAGCAAGAGAACAAUGGCUCUGAUAAGGAAGAUCUCCUGAGUUGCUUCAGUCCAGUUCUGUGGGAGCUCAUGCAAAAAGAAGACAAUGUGACUGCUUUUCAGAUCCUUCUUCAGGAAUACCUGCAAAUGCCUCGAGAAGGCUUCCAGAAAGUUCUGAUGUCAGCAGAGAAUGAUGCAAUGGAACAUUUUCUGUCACUGAUGCAUCGCUCUUGGCCUCAGAUUAAGGUGUCAAAAGCAAAUGGGAAAGGACUGGAGGCUUUGACAUCUAUGGUUAUCCAAAAAUUCCCGAUUUUAACACCUAAGAUAUUCAUAGACCUUGCCCAGUUUAUUCCAUUUAUGUCCGUGUCUGACAUUGUCAACUUUCCACCGUCACUGCUGGCCAAUCAAAGUGUAUUAGAUGCAAUCAGAAUCUACAGUCCAGACAUGAAGCUUGCACAAAAGCGGGCAUUUGCAAAGCGCCUCAUGCAAGCCAACAUGUUCGGUGAUAUCUCUUCGUGGCCACCAUAUUUCCUGAGGUCCAUUCAGCCACUGCUCCCUUAUCUGCCCUUUUGCCACUUUGUUCAGCUCACCCCAGAUCAAAUUAAGUUGCUGGCAGAUGGUUGGAAUGAUGUGAAGCUAGAGAUGGUUCAGGGGCGGCAUGUGGCACUGAGCCUUAUGAAUACAAGCAGGGAUAACACUGAGGAUCAGCUCCAAAGUCUUGGGAGUUUCAGUUGUUACCUUACAUAUGAAGAUCUAGAAGACAUUCUUCCACUCCAGUACCCACUAAGACAAUUGGAGAAGAAUCUUCUAGAAUGCAUAAAUGAAGGAAUAAUAUCACCUUUUGGGCGGGUGGCUUAUGCACUGGUGGAUUUGCUGAAAAGGGUAAAUGUGCACGCCAUGGACCACAGUGAGCUGAUCAGUUUGAGAGGAUUGUUGCCAGAGUUGGGUGUUGGUUUCUUCCAAAGACUUACAGACUCACAGGUGGUUGGUUUACUUCCAAAGCUUCAUACAGAAGAUCUCUCGGCAGCCCAGGCACUUUUCACACUACUGAAGCACAUCACACCCAAAAAGAAUGUUGCAGAGCUGGUGAUUUGUAGAUAUCACUCCCUGAUUCCUGCUCUUGGCCCUGAGCUACUGAGUUCUCUCUCUCCUUCUCUUCUGAACAAAGCCUGCCAAUGUCUGAGGCCAUCACUCUCCCUGCUGUCAGCUCCACAGAAAGCAGCUCUGAUGCAGACUCUGCGGAGAUACACACAUGAAAGGGAAAUCUGGCCCCUUCAUUUGGCUUGUCUCCUCCCGCUCGCACCACUCAAGCUCCUACAUUUAGAUACACAGAUGUUGCUGAGGAACAUGAGUCUUUAUGGAGAACUGGCCUGGAUGCCUCAGCAGACCCAGUUCCUUUGGAAGAAAAUUCAAACUGGUUCAAAUCUAACUAAAUCCACAAUCCUUACCCUUGGCAGUCUUGCUAAUGGGAUCGAAUGUGACAUCCUGCAGCAACUGAACACCAUUGCUGAAAUCAGAGAGGUGGCCAUAUAUCUCCAUGGGAUUCCCAGUGGCCUGCACAAAGGCCUUAGGAAGUGCAUCCUAGAAGAACUUCAGAGGCGACCUGGCAUAUCCUGGGAGGACACAGCAUGGCUUGGACCAGAAUUUAUCUCUGACUUACCUGUGAAGCUAAUUGGCAGUCUUUCUAAUGAAUCAAUGAAGCAGUUCUUAGAACAUGUCCAUAAACACCCGAGAAGUUUCUUUGAACUUCCACUUCAUAAGAAAACUGCACUGACCCAACGAGCGCUAAAUGUUUUGCAAAACCAUGUGAAUGGAGAGAUUAAUGUGGAAGAGCUGAAUCUGCUGGGGCCUUUGAUUGGAUAUGUGGGAGAAGAAAACGUUGCACACAUUAACAGGAGACACUUGCUGCUUAACCUGGAGGAACUGGCUUCAUAUUGCCUUUCUGAUGAGUUCAUAAGCCAACUGGGCAACAUGCUAACAGAAGAGGACAUGCUUGGGCAUCCCACACAGUGGACAAGGACUGAUAUAGAAGCUGCAGGAAGGCUGAUCUUCUAUCUUACAACUGAAAAUAUGAAUUUGCUGCCCAAGGAAAUGUUGUCCCGGGAUACACUAGAAUGGCUUUUGGAGAGUCAAAGGCUGUGGGAGGAGAGCGAGAUGGGGACAAUAUGUACAAAGCAAAGCGCAAUUCUUCAGGACAAAUUAAGAAGGAACAAAGUCAUCUUAACGUCUUCCAUGUCAAGAACCCGCUUUAGAGGCAAUCGAGAACCCAUUCCUACCUGUGCGGAUAUGAGAGUGACCUUCCCCUCGGCAUGGACUGCUGCUCAGAUCACUGGCAUGGCUGCCUCUGAAUUUGAAGACUGUCUGGGGUUGAUUUGUCGAGAUACUGAGCUCACAGGUGAACAGGCCAGGGCUGCGCUGGCAAAAAUAAAGCAGCUGUUUGGUCCCGUGAAAACCAUGAGCCCAGUUCUGAUCCUACAGAUGGGCAACCUACCCAUGCACAUUAAUGAUAAAGAACUGCAAGAAAUGGAGAUCCCAGACUGGGGAGUAGUAUCAUACCUCAGCCACAUGGAAAACUGGACUCCCAAACAGAUGAGGAUAUUGGUAUCGAGCAUUCUCCGUCAGACAAGAAAAACUGCCUCCGACCUAGAUCUAACUGAGCUGACAGCACUGGGACACCUUAUUUGUGGACUUGGAGUAGAAGACUUAAAGAAAAUAAACACGCGUGAGUUCAGUCAGGCAGCAGUAUUUGUGGGUACACUCAAACUGAAAUGUUCUGAGACUCAGCUGGAAACCCUGGCGGAACUCCUGACGUCCAGCUCAGCUUUUGGAGUGGUGAGCAGAUGGGGCCCUGAGAUAUUCACAGAGAUUGGAACACUCGCAGCUGGCCUUCCGGACAUUGUACUGUCUUCUGUAAUACGGGAUCAGAUAAAAGGACUAACGCCAAGUGCUAUCUCCCUUAUUCCUGCACAGAAAUUUGCUGUUGUGUUUAGUCCUGCUCAGCUUUCCGUCUUCACCAGCGAUCAGGCAGCCGCAGUGACUCCUGAGCAAUAUGACCAUCUCAACUACCAACAACGCCAGGCCAUAUCUACUGCAAAGUACGAGGGAGACGUUCAUCAGGAUCCUAGAGGAGAGAACAGUGGCACCAUUGCCUGGAGGCAGAAUCUGGCUGUGUAUUUCAUUACGAUACUCCUGAUCCUGAUGUGAUGUUCAUUCCCAGCCUUGUUGGUUGGAGUUUUAUGAGAUGUUUUUGUAAAACAAUACUUACGGGUCCAAUGUAAAUUUAUAAUAAAGCUUUCCAGGUGGAAUUACACAAAG